AUGGCACAAUCCGAAUCUAAAUCAAAGAAAUCCAUAUCUAAAUGGGGGAAAUUGUUUGGAGUACUGUCAUCAUCCAUACUGGAGGAUAUAACUCCUAAAAAACUGUCUCAAAGUCCUCCAAUAGCCACCAUUCAUACACCAAUAACCAAAUCUCCAUUAUCAAAUGAUGAAGAUGUUAUACUAUCUCAACAAGAAAAUGAUUUAGUAUCUCCAUUACCUAAUUCCACAAGUAAUUUUACUAAUCUCACCAAAGAUACAAGUUUAAAUAAUUCUUCUUCUACUUCUUCACCUAAACUUACAAGUUCAAGAUCUCAUACUCCAGUAAAUCAACAAACUGUAUCUUCUACUACUACUUCACCAUUUCUGCUUGUAUCUUCAAAAGAUUUGAAUCCAACACCAAUCCAUGAACUGGAUGAUGUACCGACACCUAUUGCUGGUAAGACGAUCCAUCAACCACAGCCACACAGUUUAUCGCAUUCGAACUUGAACAAAUUGAAUUCGUCAGUAAAUAAUAUGAGUUUAGCUAAUAAUAAUGCUAAUGCUAAUGCUAAUGUUAAUACUAGUACUAGUACUAACGGUACUAAUAAUGCUAAAUCAUCAGUCAGCAGAUCGGCUUCAAUGACAAAUGCUCAUCAUCCUCGUAAACAUGCUAAUACCAUUAGUGCUAAUUCCAAUGGCCAUGUUUCACAUGCUUCGAAUACUAAUUUGGCUUCUAUGAGAUCCAAUUCUGUCUCUCGUGCAUCAUCGGUAAAAUAUCAUUCGGCUCAAAAUCCUUCUAAUUUAAGUGCUCAUCCUUCGACUAUCUCCAUGUCAAAUAUUGGCUCAUCAACUCCUAUUGCAUCUCCACCUCCAAGUUCGUUACUGUUAGGUACACCUAAUUUACCUCGUUUCAGAAUGCUAGAGAAUGGAAGUCAUGAGCAUAAUUUGAAAUCUGCAAAACGUCAAGAAAAGCUUUCCAAUAUGUUGAAAGAUCUUCUUGGAGCUAAGAAAUUGCGGGAUGAAGCCAAAUCAGCCGUUCCUAAUAAUCUUCAGACUUUAGUACAACUUCAUCAACAACAACAGGGAGUGGUUGCUUCUACUUCCAAUACAUCUGUACCUAUAACUACUCCUUCUAAUCCAAAUAGACCUCCAACAUUACUUAAUUCACUUGUAACUCAUAUAAAGAAUAAUACCCUGCCUUAUGGAAUGCCAAAUGAUGGAAGUGAGAUCAAUAUAAAUCUGACUCUUUCUAUUGUAGCACCUCCAGAUGGAUCAUCAGCAGCCAUGUUAGCUGCUCAUGCUCGAUCAUUUGUAGAAAAAUAUGGAAGAUGUCAAGAAGUUAUUGGGAAGGGAGCCUUUGGAGUGGUAAGAAUCUCACAUAAAAAGAUCCCCAGUACAUCUAUUCGAUCUAGUAAUAAUAACUAUAUUACCAAUGAAGAUGGAGAUCAUGAGAUUCUUUAUGCUGUAAAGGAAUUUAAACGUAAACCAAAUGAAUCAGACAAGAAAUACAAUCGUCGACUUACGGCCGAAUUCUGUAUAAGUUCAUGUCUUAAGCAUAUUAAUAUUAUUGAUACUCUUGAUUUAUUAAAGGAUGCUAAGGGUGAUUAUUGUGAAGUUAUGGAAUUCUGUUCUGGAGGUGAUUUGUAUACUUUAAUUAUAGCACUGGGUAAACUUGAAUAUGCCGAAGCAGAUUGUUUCUUUAAACAAUUAAUUCGAGGAGUUAAUUAUAUUCAUGAUAUGGGAGUUGCCCAUCGAGAUCUUAAGCCCGAGAAUUUAUUAUUAACUCAAAAUGGAGUAUUAAAAAUUACUGAUUUUGGGAAUAGUGAAUGUUUUAAAAUGGCAUGGGAAGAUGAUAUACAGUUAAGUGAAGGAAUUUGUGGUUCAUCACCAUAUAUUGCACCAGAAGAAUUCACUCAACAAAUGUUUGAUCCUCGAUGUGUAGAUAUUUGGUCAUGUGGAGUUAUUUAUAUGGCUAUGAGAACGGGAAGACAAUUAUGGAAAUUAGCUGAUCCUCGUAAGGAUGAGUUUUUUGAAGAAUAUCUCCAAAAGAGAAAAGAUGCAUCUGGAUAUGAGCCUAUUGAAAAUUUAAAGAGAGCUCGAUGUCGGAAUGUUAUUUAUUCGAUUCUUGAUCCUAAACCAGAUCGAAGAAUUACAGGUAAACAGAUCUUAAAUAGUGAAUGGGGACGAGAGAUUAAGGUGUGUGAAGCCGGAGAUGGUCAUUAGUGAAUGAAUGUUAUGAAUGUUUGAUGCUUCUGUAGUGUCUGUAAAGUAACUCUAUAAGCGCAAGAGAGCAUAGUAAAGAGGCUCAGUGUUAUACUGGUCAGUAAUUGUACUACAGUAAUCUACUACUCAAUACUACUCAGUAAAAUACUGCUCAGUAAAUACUACUCAGUAAUUCUACUACAGUAAUUAUGCUACAGUAAUUGUAC
Scheffersomyces amazonensis is the source of this 2408-nucleotide messenger RNA. Its product is annotated as serine/threonine protein kinase. Gene Ontology annotation, biological process: intracellular signal transduction; protein phosphorylation; intracellular monoatomic cation homeostasis. The record is from RefSeq and is a predicted model, not a curated record. Gene Ontology annotation, molecular function: ATP binding; protein serine/threonine kinase activity. Lineage: Eukaryota; Fungi; Ascomycota; Pichiomycetes; Serinales; Debaryomycetaceae. The transcript has 2 exons. The coding region runs from base 1 to 2202 and encodes 733 amino acids. Gene Ontology annotation, cellular component: cytosol.